Messenger RNA from Punica granatum (pomegranate), 327 nucleotides. The record is from RefSeq and is a predicted model, not a curated record. NCBI's taxonomy places the organism in Eukaryota, Viridiplantae, Streptophyta, Magnoliopsida, Myrtales, Lythraceae.
AUGGAGAUGCCAACGUCGCAGAAAUUAACUCUGGGUUACGCUACACUGGUUGGAGUGGGAGGGGUUAUGGGACACUUGAAGAGCGGGAGUCAGAAGUCGCUUGUGGCUGGAGGCAAAUCGGCCUCACUGCUCUAUGUUGUUUACACUCAGCUUCCAUCUGCUCUUGGGUAUCACUUCGAGAUCGAGAGAGUCUCAGGUGCACUUGUGGGAGUGAUGGGCUUGCGAUAUAAGAGAACUGGUAAAGUCGUUCCAGCCGGUGCGGUGUCUCUGGUCUUGCUAGUAAUGGCUGGUGGUUACUUACAUGGCAUAACUCGGAGCCUUCACUGA